Molecule: messenger RNA, 2261 nt
Organism: Halichondria panicea
Lineage: Eukaryota; Metazoa; Porifera; Demospongiae; Suberitida; Halichondriidae
Exons: 12
Coding region: 153-2141 (662 amino acids)
Molecular function (GO): nucleic acid binding; zinc ion binding
Source: RefSeq, a predicted model, not a curated record
AUAUGGCUUGCCCACGUGGCAGCCAUGUUCUUGUACAUAACAUAUAGCUAGCUGUGAAUAAGUAAACAAGACGAUCGAAGAGACUCAAGCAAGUAGACAUUUGGAGCCACUGGAGCCCCAUUGUGGUCCCUUUCUAGCAGCCAUACUAAAUAAUGGAGAGCACAAGGAAUCCCAUGCAGGGUUUCCCAGGUAGUCUAGGAGCUAACCAACCUGAGUCUGCCCUAGGCAAGAGGAAAGCUCCACCAGCUAAUGGCGUGCCUGAAAUUGGUUCUGUUGGAGUGAGUACAACAGGUUCUGGAUCUCAAUACCAUGGCGAUCCGGAGGAGAACAAUCUGUGGAAUGGAGGAGCUCCAAGACAAAAGAAACUCAGGCUCGACUUGCCCACAUUGGUACCCAAAGAGGACCUGGAUAAAGUAAACAAAGAAGUACUCAGUUACGUCGGCCCACGUGGUACUGAGGACGACUAUUACUGUACUCUGUGUCACACACGACUCAGCAGUGUCUCACAACUGGAACGUCACACAGUGGCCAUCGAGCACCUCCGUAGGAUAAUCAGUAUCAACAGAGACAAGCCGAAUGCCAACAAAUAUUGUGAAGUGUGUCAAUGUGCGUGCUCCUGUGAUGAUAUCUUCCAGAACCACUUGAAGGGGAGGAAGCAUGUCAAGAACAUGGGCUACUUCAUGAUGGGCAAACAUUUGAAAGUCACAACCAUUGGGGAGGACCUCGAGCAGCUGCUACGCAAGGACGUGAUCUCCGAGGGUAACGGCAUCACUCUGGGUCUCUCCAAUACUAUGACCGGCUUCUUUACCCUCAAGGGGCCAUUCAUUGGUUUACAACAUGCCGUAGAAACGGGUAGACCUGAAGACACCAAUCCGGGUUACAUAUGCACUCUGUGCAAUGUAGCCGUGGAUGCGAACAACUUUCAUCUUCACUUCACCUCCUCGGCACAUCGAGUCAAUGUGCUGAAAAGCGAUUACCCUGACAAGUAUGAUGCUGCCCUGAAGGUCGGUGAGACUAGCUCCACCAAAGGAGACUUCAACAAUCACCUCAGAGACGUAGCCACUGAGAUCGAGGCCAGAGAGGGGAAGAAAAUCGAGCUCAUUCGGAGAAGAAUUCUGAAAAGUCAAAGCAAGAGUGAUUUUGUGACUCCUGCUCAAAGGGGAUCUAGUCAUCCAAGGGGGCGUGGCAUGAAGAGAGGAAAAGGAGGUGCUCCAAAGUUUACACAGCAAAGUUCUGAAAGGGGUGCCCAUCAGUAUCACGAUAGUCGAGACUUUUCGGGGAGAGGUCGUGGUUUUAACGGCUCUGGAUCGAUUCCCCAGAUGGGUGGAAAUCAAGGAAGAAUACAAUAUCGAAAAAAUUCUGAUAAUUGGACCAACGAUAGUCAUGAACAAUUUCCGGCUAAAAGCCGUGGAGCUAAUAGAGGAGGAAUGCAAUAUCGAAACCAAUCGGACAAUUGGAGCAGUGACAAUCGUCAAGAUCAGUACAGUGGACGUGGGAACAGGGGGCACGGUUAUGGGCCAAGGAGUCCACAGUGGGGGGAGUCUAUCUCUCGUGGUAAUGGUCGCGGCAAGCAGAGAAGCUCCUCGUAUGGUGGCUACAAUGAUGAACUGUUUGGUGACUAUCCCUCCAAUAGUCGCUACAAUUACAGUGAACCGCCCAUCUCUCCACCGUAUAAUGGACCAAAAUAUUCUUCACCAACCUUUGCUGAAGCUCCACCCACUCAAGCGAGUCCUCUACAGCAAAACCAGUUUCAAUAUCCACCCCCUCAAAAUAGUUGGCCUCCUCCACGGGUACAAUAUCCUCACAACCCACAGACUAUGCCGAUGUACAACAGCCCGGCUCCACCACAAGUUGACCUGCCCCCUCAACGACUACCCCCACCCACUCAAAGAGUACCCUCACCCACUGAACAGCCACAGAAGUCUCUCUUGAACACACUGGCCAGGUCCAGUAUUAAGACAGAUGAUGAUUUUAAGGCUGCCUUUCAUCUGUCCACUGCACUAACCCAGGCAAUGCUCUCUUACAGACUCAACGACGUCUCUAACGACUCUGAGACGAGCCCUAAUGCUCUCCUGUCCAUGUUAAACAGUCUCCAAGGCAACAGCAAAGAGGGGGCUGGGAGCAGUGAGUACACAAACUAGAAACUUGAAGAGUUUUGUAGCAGUAUAGCUAGCUGUCAGGGAUUUCUUUGAUGAUAAUUAUACCCUUCCUAUUAUUUUGUGGCAAAAUAUUAUUGUUCAUUAAAAAUUGAAAAACCGAAA